CUUCCUUCUGCCAGCUCGAACCUAGCGAGGUUCGAUCGUUCUCCGCGGGCGAAAGGACUUCGCGAUGAAAAUAAACGGAACACACUUCAAAAAUGAAUACAACCGAGAAGAAGCUUGCGGACCUGAUACGCAAACACCCGAAUCUGUACGACCAAUCGCGGAGGGACUACAAGGACAACCUGAAGGGUCACUUGUCGUGGAGGGACAUCGCGGACAGCAUGGGGAAGUCUGAGGAGGAGGUGAAGCUCAAGUGGAAAAAUCUACGCGACAAGUUCUGCAAGGCGAAGAAGCGAAUCGCCAAGAGAAACGCGCCUCUGCUGCCGACGGACGAGGAGAACCCGCUGAAGAGGCCCGUCCCGGUGCUGUACAACCAGCUGGCCUGGCUCAACGGCUACGUCAAACCCAAAGUGGAGGUCGGCGCGGGGGAAGCCGACGAGGUAGCUGGAAGUGGUGAUGACGUGGAGAAAGAGCCAGAUAAAGACGAGAAGGAGCAGCAUUGUCCCCUGCCUGCCGUUACUACCAGCUUUGCUCUUGUCGAGUCCUGUCCAAACAACCACGAGGAGAUGGGAGUCUCUCUUAAACGUAAAAGGCAAUCAACCACAGAUGCUGCCAUGAGCUCUGCAGAUGCCCUAACCAACCUCAGGGAUGAAGAUGAACUGUUUCUCCUCAGCCUUUUGCCUUCAUUGAAAAGGCUAACCAUUAAAAAAAGAAUGGAGGUACGGAUGAAAUUCCAGCAAGUGCUUUAUGCUGCAGAGUUUGACGGCUAAAUGGCUCAGUAUGAUCCAUUAAAAAUACUGAAAGUGAUGGUAGGGCUUGAUAUAGUAUGAAUAUGAUUUUUCAAGCAUUAAACUGUAAAUAAUUGUGUCAUCAUUAUGACUUUUAAAUAUUUAUUUUUGGACCACCACUGCUGUAGAUCACUAUUAUUUAAUGUUGUAACAGGAGUUUAAUUUCUUGGUUUGAAAACAUAAAACAAGAGUGUACACAGAGUAGUUACUUAACUUGGUACACAUUCACACUGAAAUGUAAUUCAACCAGAUAUACCAGCUACCUAAUAACUCCCCACCUUUCGAAGCUCAUAAUGUUAAUUUAAGUUCACAACGGGAUGAAUAUUUCGUCCAAACUCAUGUAUCUUUAAGCUGGUAAAUAUAUGUGUGUAAGUGUAGACUCUGCACAUGCUGCGGUCAGAGUCUGCAGCAUGGACCACCUGUUAAACUAGGAUACCGUUAUAAGGAAAGUUCUGAAAAUGAAUUUGGUUGAUAAACCUUUCUAUUGAAAAAUAUCUGUACAUUUAACGACGGCACGCACAAAUGCCAGAAAGAACUAAACUCUUUGAAUGUGGGUAAACGCACACAUUGCCAUUUAUAUGAUAAGAAGAAAAAAAUAGGACAGAAUUUUAAAAUAACUUUAAAUAGAAAUACAGCUAUUUUCUUUAUUUCAGCAACAAAUUGGGGCCUUUACGGAACAAUAAAUUCCAUCCAAGUUAAUUCUGUGGUUCUGCUUGUCAACACUCUUUUACACUUUUCAUUUGAUUUUCCUGGAUUAAAGACAUUUCUCUGACAGUACAUAAAUAUAUCUCCAUCUUUCUGGAAGGAGUGAUUUAUACUGCACAUAUUUUUUACAAAUAAAUAUUUUCCUACAAUGUUUUUGUUUCCUGUUAUUUUUUCUACA
Messenger RNA from Pungitius pungitius (ninespine stickleback), 1668 nucleotides. RefSeq lists its product as uncharacterized. Lineage: Eukaryota; Metazoa; Chordata; Actinopteri; Perciformes; Gasterosteidae. Gene Ontology annotation, cellular component: nucleus; transcription regulator complex. The transcript has 2 exons. Gene Ontology annotation, biological process: regulation of transcription by RNA polymerase II. Gene Ontology annotation, molecular function: DNA binding. The record is from RefSeq and is a predicted model, not a curated record. The coding region runs from base 93 to 767 and encodes 224 amino acids.